Molecule: messenger RNA, 4047 nt
Organism: Mycotypha africana
Lineage: Eukaryota; Fungi; Mucoromycota; Mucoromycetes; Mucorales; Mycotyphaceae
Product: CNH domain-containing protein
Exons: 8
Coding region: 57-3959 (1300 amino acids)
Molecular function (GO): guanyl-nucleotide exchange factor activity
Source: RefSeq, a predicted model, not a curated record
UUGACAUUUCUUCUUGUACACAUAAGCGUCUCUAUGUCUGUAUAUCUUAGUUAAUAAUGUAUAAACCAACCACUGAUCAGCAGCAUGAUGUCUACGAUAGCAGAAAUACUGAAAAUUUUGUUAAGAAGUCGUUGAAUGGGCUGAUGCAAGAUGUAAAUUCAUACAUUUCAGAGCUGAAUGAGGAGCAACAUCACUCUGAUCGACAACAAUAUUCACCACAACUGGAAAACCAUCAUAAUGAUAGCACUUCCUUUGGAUACAUGGAUACUAAUACAUUUACUCCGUACCCACUACCUAUGCCGCAUGUAGACCCACAGCGUCAAUAUCAGCAUCAAUUGUCACCGGGCUAUCACAUAAGGUCGUCCUCUUCAUCGUCUGUCAAUCAUGAGAAACAUCAUUCUGUUAAUUCUAGUACGGAUUAUUUAACCAGCAGCAAUAAAUAUAGUGAUGACAUAAACCUACCUAUGCCAGAACCAUAUCAUCCUUAUUCAUCACUCAACUAUCAUUCUCAAUCAAAGCAAAAGCUUACAUACCCACCGAUGAACACUUCAGCCACUAUCAUUGAACCAUCAAUAGCUAUGCCCACACCAGAUCACUACUACAACAAUAAAAAUACCGGUUUGCACGAUCAGUCACCACUGCAAUUACAACAAAAUCACUCACAAUAUCAAACGAUUCCACCAUUAGAUUACGUAGAUACAUAUAUAAAGAAGCAGCAGCAAGAAAAGAUUAAUAUAUACGAUCUUGAGGAGAUUUGUGAUGAAAGAAGUAACUUCUCAACCAUCAAUCCCGGUUUUGCUCUUUCACGAUUAAAGCAUUUUUCAUCCAAUACCUCCUCUUCUAAUUCCAUCGCUUCUUCCGUACACGCUCAGUCUAAUUCGUACGCUUUUCUUUCCAACUUGAGCAAAGCGUUUGUCAAGCGUAUUCAAGGCUUAGAGCAUGUAAGAGAAUUAUUUUGCGCUAAUGAAUACCCAGAAUCUUUCACAGGACAAGAAGCCAUUACAAUAUUGAACAGUUUAUUAGAUGGCAUACGGGAAAGCUACUGUGUUUCCAUCGCUAAUGCAUUAAUGCACGCAAAACCUUCCUUAUUCGAACCGAUCCAUUAUUCUCAAAAAUCAAUCAUCCAGGACAGGCUUUUCAACUCGCCGGAUGAGUACUAUACACUUCAUGAUGAUGUUGAUCCCCUGGGGGAAGGAGGAAAUAUUCCCACCGGCAUACUGACGAAUUUGUUAGACUGUUAUACUGCUGAUUGUUUGCCAGGCAAGGGCGGUUGCUAUGCCCCUAAAUGCCCUAAUAAACCGGACGUUUUUGAGCAAGAGUUUAAUCAAUAUGAAAAUACAGAGACUAAUACGAAGCGGCUUUUAUUUUCAUCCGGACAGCAACAAGAAGAUCAAAGUAGUACUGCAGCAGCAAUAGCGCAGCAAACAGCUUGGUCACAACGUGUCUCAAAAGAGCUAUUGCAAUCACUGACGAAGAAGGAAAUUGAAAGGCAAGAAGCCAUCAAUGAACUGAUUUAUUCUGAAUAUGUCUAUAAGAGAGAUUUGGAGACGCUAGCUGAAGUCAUUAUCGAACCCAUUCUGACAAAGACAAUUAUACCCACUGCCAAGAGAGAUGAUUUUGUGAAAGAAGUAUUCGCGAAUUAUAGAGAAUUGAUCGAAACCAGCAAUGCCUUAUAUCAAGAUCUUCUACAGCUCCAACAUGAACACAAUCAUGAAUGUAUACCAACGGUGGGAGAUAUUUUAUUGAAACAUUUUGCAUAUUUCGAGGAGCCCUUCACAAAAUAUUGCCCGCGAGUAUCGUUGGCUGAAUACUUGGUUAAAGCAGAAGAACGGCACAACCCUCAUUUCGGAAAGUUCAUCGUCCAUACUGAGCGAAAUAAGCGUAUGCGCCGUCUAGCGUUUCGUCAUUUUCUGCUCAACCCCGUAACUCGUGUGCAGCGUUACCCUUUACUGUUGGAUGCGAUUAUCAAAAAAACAGAAGAUACGCAUGCUGAUUAUCUGUACUUGGCUAAGGCUAUCGAUAUGGUAAAGAAAGUUGCAUCCAUGUCCGAUCAGUUAGCAGAAAUCUACAAGCGAAGAGUAGGCAUUCUAGAGAUCAAUGAUCUUAUUACGUUUAAGCAAGGCGAAUUCCAAGAUUUACAGCUUACACAACCACAGCGUAAACUUUACUAUCAAGGCGAUCUUAAGCGCAGAAGCAACGGAAUCGAAGUAACAGAAAAAUCAGAUAUACAUAUUUUUGUUUUUGAUCAUAUAGUAUUGAUGACGAAACCAAGAAAAUCGACAGCAUCCUCUCAUUCAUCUUCGUCGUCUACGACUCUACAGUCAUUGCCAUCAUAUCAGCAGCAACUCUACCCUCAGUACGAUGAAUAUCGAGUGUGGAGACGACCCAUUCCGUUACAACUGCUACACGUUGGUGUCACUUCAGAUUAUAGUACAAGCUCCUCAACCUUUUAUAGUUCUCCAAAUCAGUCAUCUUUCUCUGGUGCAGGGGCUGCUACAGGAACAUCGACACCGCCAAGGAAUUUUAAUUUAUCAAUAUCCACAGGUUAUGUUGUGAGUGGGUCAGCAUUCACUGUACCAAGCAACAGCGGUAUAUCUUCUUCUUCUUCCACGUCUCAUCAGAAUGGAGGCACAGCAACUAGCUUUCAUCACUCUCAUCAUGGUUCCUCUUAUUUGUCCUCUUCAGGCUUAACGCCUCUGACAUUGCAUCAUUUAGGUCAGCGAGGUGGGGUCUAUACAUUUUUAUGUAGUUUAGACGAGAAGCAGAAAUGGUUGCAAGCCUUUGAAGAAGCUAAGCUGUCUUUAAAAAAGCGAUUGGGCGACGAUGUGUUUGAUUUGAUCUUGUUGGAUGACAGCUCUUUCCGUUAUGUAGCAGCAACAAAUGGAACAUCGAAACAUGGAAGGGUGAACUGUACUGUCCCAUUUGCGUCUUCAAAUAAUAUACAAAUGUUGGCAGUAGGUACCGAUACAGGGGUGUAUCUUAAAUCAUUCGAUAGUCCUGGUAUAAAGAGAGUACUUUCCAGUGAAACUGUGACCCAGUUGGCAGUACUCGACAAAUGCCACAUUCUGUUGGUUCUAGCAGAUAAAACAUUGAAAGCUUAUCCGUUAGAUUUAAUCGAUUCGUCACCUUCUAAUGGGAAAACCUCCCUCGAAAAGCUGGGUCAAGAAAUAGCGCAGCAUGUUCAUUUCUUUCAAGUGGGACAUUGUAAUGAUAAAGACCUUGUUUUAUUUAAGAAGAAGAAAAAUACUUCCAGUAUUUUCACGGCACUGGAGCCACUCUAUGAUUUAAGGGAUCCUAAAAACCAGAAAUAUAUUGGACAAAAACCAGGCUUCAAGCUUACGAACAGGUCGAAUCAUUCAUGGUUUAAAAAAUACAAGGAAUUUUAUGUGGGCGCGGAAUCAAGUAAUGUUCACUUUUUAAAAUCGAAAUUACUCAUUGUUUGUGAAAGAGGGUUUGAAAUCAUUGAUCCUGAGAACCUAAGCGUGGGUGGCAGAGAUAUCCCUGACAAAGGGGAUCCUCAAUUCAACUUUGUACAUCGAAAUAUUGAUUCCAACAAACCACUAGCCAUGUAUCGCGUUCACGAUAAGUUCUUGCUAUGUUACAACAAAUUUGCAUUUUAUGUGAACAAUCGAAAUGGCUCCUUGGUGCAACGAGGACCGCAAAAGCCACCUGUCUUGUGUGAGUGGGAAGGAAACCCUGACCAUAUAGUGUAUCAAUACCCUUAUAUUGUAGCAUUUGACCCUCAAUUUAUUGAAAUUCGUCAUGUAGAUACUGGCGAUCUCGUGCAAAUCAUCCCUGGCGACCAAAUCAGACUAACCAAUUAUCAAACGAUGAAUGAUUUAACCAUUAUUCAAGGCUGUAUGACCCACUUAUCUAGGCCUGAUAUUCAGACUUUAUUUUGUUUGAAUUUGAAAUUGCAGCGAAGCAACAAUAACCCUCGUAAACACAUUGUAGAAUAGAAUCAUUCUUUCAUUUAGUAUUAAACUGUAUAUUUAGUGUAAUUAAAUGUAACUUAGCAUAAACUUUAUUGGUAUUUCUUUGAAGCUG